Molecule: messenger RNA, 1899 nt
Organism: Exophiala spinifera
Lineage: Eukaryota; Fungi; Ascomycota; Eurotiomycetes; Chaetothyriales; Herpotrichiellaceae
Exons: 1
Coding region: 1-1899 (632 amino acids)
Biological process (GO): glucan catabolic process
Molecular function (GO): beta-glucosidase activity
Source: RefSeq, a predicted model, not a curated record
AUGGCGCGCAAGACUAUUUCUGGCAGUGUAGUCAGCACCACAGUCUCGACAGCGGGGAAUGAGGUUCCAAAAUACAAAGACCCCAAUGUCCCUGUCCCCGAGCGUGUUUCCGACCUCCUGUCACGCAUGACACUAGAGGAGAAGGCCGGACAGAUGUUCCACGAUAUGGUCUUGAUGUUCAACGAUGCAAAUGCCCAAGGGACUUCGAGGGACCUGCCAACUGCCGAAAGCAAGAUCAAGGAACUGAAAAUGAGCCAUUUCAACCUCCUCGGACCGGUGACUAACGCCCGAGAGACAGCAAAAUGGUUCAACAGCCUACAGUCCUUUGCGCUUUCACAAACAAGGCUAGGAAUCCCGAUCACCUUGUCCACAGACCCACGAAACCAUUUCAACGAGAACAUCGGGACUAGUUUCAACGCCGGCGCAUUGUCCCAGUGGACCGAGAUGCUCGGGCUGGCCGCUCUGCGCGACGAGGCUCUCGUGGAAAAGUUCGGGGAUAUUGCUCGACGCGAGUACGUUGCACUAGGUAUCCGCUGUGCCCUUUCGCCUCAAAUCGACCUGGCCACCGAAUAUCGCUGGGCACGCAUCAACGGUGGCUUUGGCGAGGACGCCGACCUCUCCGGUAGGCUGGUCCAGGCAUUACUCCGCGGUUUCCAGGGGAGCGCCGACGGCACGAUCGGCAGGAACAGCGUCAGCUGCGUGACCAAACAUUUCCCCGGUGCUGGGCCGCAAAAGGACGGCGAGGACGCGCACUUUGUCUACGGCAAGGAGCAAGUCUAUCCGGAAGGGAAAUUCGAGUACCACCUUCGUCCGUUUCGCAAGGCCAUCGAGGCAGGCACUCGCCAGAUCAUGCCGUACUACAGCAAGCCGCUGGGCUUGGAGGGCGACUAUGCCGAAGAAGUAGGCUUUGGCUUCCACAAAGGCAUCAUCACCAAACUCCUGCGUGAGGAGCUGGGAUUUGACGGGAUCGUCCUGACGGACUGGGGUCUGAUCACGGACGCGGUGAUCCUGGGCCAGGACAUGCCUGCGCGUGCUUGGGGCUGCGAGAACCUCAGCGAGCUAGAGAGAGUGGUCAAGGUCCUCCACGCAGGUUGUGAUCAGUUCGGUGGCGAGUCGCGGCCCGAGCUGGUGGUGGAGGCGGUCCUGAAGGGCCUCGUGGAUGAGUCUCGUAUCGAUCGUUCGGUGAGUAAGCUGCUGACUGAGAAGUUUGAAUUGGGCUUGUUCGACCACCCGUUUGUAGACGUUGACGCCGCUGCGAACAUGGUGGGCCAUCCAGAUUUUGUGCGUGAGGCCGACGCCUCCCAGCGCCGCAGCUUCACGCUUCUUGUCAACAACCGUCGCACGGACGAGGAAAAUGUCCCCCUUCCGCUGAAGAUGGCCGACCUUCAUGGCAAGAAAGUCUACCUAGAAAACAUCGACGCCGAGGUAUUCAAGGCCAAAUGCGGUCGUUUGGCGGCGGCUGCACAGGUAGUCUCGAACCCUGACGAGGCUGAUAUCGCCUUGAUCCGCCUGCGGGCGCCUUAUGAGCCUCGCGCAGGCGGUUUCGAAGCCAGAUUUCACGCAGGAUCACUGGAGUUCAGCCCAGAAGAAAAGUCCCGCCAGCGCGAAAUAUGCGCCAAGGUGCCCUUCUGCAUAGUCGAUGUGCACCUUGACCGCCCAGCCGUGCUCACGGACAUCGCAGCUCAGGUAUCCGCGUUACUGGUCAGUUACGGCAGCAAUGUCGCCGCUUUCUUGGAUGUUGUCUUUGGCCUGGAUGGCUGGGGUCCGGAAGGACUUUUGCCGUUUGAUCUGCCUAGCUCCAUGGCUGCUGUCGUCGAAAGCGCACCAGACGCACCUUACAGCACCCGCAACCCCCUUUUCCACUUUGGCCAUGGGCUGCGUUACCAGGAUGGCCGCUAA